ACAUUUGCCACGAUCAAGAGUAUUCGAGAAAAACUCGCGCGCCAAUGCAGGCAGGAGCAUGCGGGCACGUUUUCCUCUGAUGAGGAAGACGAUGUCAGUCCAUUUUUCAACUAUGUCGUGCCUAUAAACUCCUUGCCGCCAGUCACACUAGUAGCGGCGGUAUGCCUGAAUGAUCAGAUCGAAGAUGAGUCGAUGAACCUUAUCCGAAGCCCGCAGCUGCCCGAAAGAUCCCACAGUCAUCCUGCUGGGCGUUGCUGCUACGUUGAGUUGGAUGAUGAGGAUGAAUACCUUAUCACCACCACGACUUCUUCUUCGCUUUUGGGAGCAGGAGAAAUCGCCAGUAGCCCUAAUCAGCCGAGCCGGAGAAUCAUUCUUGGGGCUCCCUUAUAUUUUCGCGACGACAUCCUACCCUUCUACAGGUUUCUCGUCUUUACGGAUGAAGGCAAGCGAUUAUAUCCCGUUUCUGUUGCUCAUUUGCAAGACCAGUGCGCCUCAUCUUUAAAGCUCGCAAGUAGCGAACGCGCUUCUUCUUGUGCUGGUUUAAUGGCAUCGUCAUCGUGUCGGCAACUAGGGAGCUUCGAAGGUGGAGCUAGCAUCGUCCGUCAUCUUACAGUAGUUGCGGAAACCUAUCGCCUCCUAACAGAUAUUCCACAGCUUUUGAAGACCAAAGAGGCACACCAUUGCGAGGCAUAUGCAGACAAGUUGUGCGCAUUUCGGUGGAAUGAGGUUGUGAGUAGUUGCAGACUGAUUCUUCCAUUUCUGGCGAAGAAAUUCGAUGCAUACAGUCAGCAUACGAUGAUAGAGGCUUCGAAAAGGCCAUCACCCUCGCGGAUGCACAAGCUUGGGCACUGCGAUGUGCAUGCAAUCAUUCAACGCUGUGUGGACGCGAAGACUGGAGUGGUGUCGCCGUUCAAUGCGCAUAAAUUCGAUGAGCAUGCUGCCUUGUCUUUUUAUAUUUGCUGCAACGUGAGGCGAUUUACGCUGCACCAGGGCCAGGUAGUCACAAUGCUGAAAAAGAAGAAACACGAAACCAAUAUAACAAGGAGAACCAAACCGUUCAUGAGUUCUGCAGCACUAUGCAAAGGGCCGAUUGACUACUUUCGCCGUCUUUUGGGAGCCAUGUGGGCUUGCCACACCUUCACUUCCACGGGGAGCAACAAGGUUCCUGAAAAGGCAGCCCAAGG
Amoebophrya sp. A25 is the source of this 1184-nucleotide messenger RNA. The record is from the annotation of a GenBank genome assembly. NCBI's taxonomy places the organism in Eukaryota, Dinophyceae, Syndiniales, Amoebophryaceae.